Melitaea cinxia (Glanville fritillary) is the source of this 832-nucleotide messenger RNA. RefSeq lists its product as uncharacterized. The transcript has 2 exons. The record is from RefSeq and is a predicted model, not a curated record. The coding region runs from base 150 to 803 and encodes 217 amino acids. Lineage: Eukaryota; Metazoa; Arthropoda; Insecta; Lepidoptera; Nymphalidae. Gene Ontology annotation, biological process: cellular response to hydrogen peroxide.
CUACUGGUAAUCCUACAUUGAACUGGAACUAAAAUAAAUUAGCUUUGUUUAGAUGUUUUGUAAUUUGUUAUUUGAUCAAAGUUUUAGAAGGCCAUACAACUAAAAAUAUAUAUUUGGAUGACCUAAACAACACAAUAAUAUUAUAAAUAAUGGCUACUGAUGACAUAUCACUGAGAGUGGGGAUGGGGAGAUUGGAAAUAGAGCCAUGCAAAGCCUUAAAGAAUAUUAAGGAAGAAAAUCCAUUUUUAAAUCCUUCACAGAGAAAAGUUUCAUCGAAAACCUUAACUCAAGCAACCAAAUGUACCUGCCUAUGUCAAAGAAAACGAAAUCUUUCAAAAUGUAAAAGGAAGCAUAAACUAUUGAAAGACCCAGUUCUAAAGCAUCAUUUGCAUCAUUGCGUGCAUCAUUCCUACAAUAUACAAAAUAGAAUAAAAAACGAAUGUCAAUAUUUAUUCAAUAGAGAUAAUAUGCAUGUUAAAUGUACCAAAAAAUGCAAUGCCGAUAAUGUAAACUUACACACAUUAGUUGAUAAUUGCAAUCAACUAAGUAUUUCAUCAGAUAAAAGUCAAACAGUUCUAAAAGUUAAUAAUGUAAAUGAUUGUGCCAAAUGGUGGAAAUGUGAAGCUAACAGUGAAAGACAAUUGAGAGACUCAAAUACAGAUAGAAGUUCACAUGGAUCCUGCUCACAAGAAGCUCUAAAUCCGCCUUGUGAUGUCACAAUUGAUGAACUAGCUAGCUAUUUUGAAACUCUAGUUUACAUACCAAAAAAAAUGUCUUCAAUGGCUGAAAUGAUGUAUAUUUAAUGUAAAAUAUUAUUAAGUAAAUAAUUCAG